Molecule: messenger RNA, 1049 nt
Organism: Manihot esculenta (cassava)
Lineage: Eukaryota; Viridiplantae; Streptophyta; Magnoliopsida; Malpighiales; Euphorbiaceae
Product: Golgi apparatus membrane protein-like protein ECHIDNA
Exons: 6
Coding region: 120-671 (183 amino acids)
Biological process (GO): vesicle-mediated transport; protein secretion
Cellular component (GO): Golgi membrane
Source: RefSeq, a predicted model, not a curated record
GUCGAUAACAACAGAAUUACCAGAAAAAAAAAAAAAAAGCUUUAUUUAGCUUAUUUUCACAUAUUUAGCGAAGAAAAGUAGCCUUCAAAAUCUUGAUAAAUUGCUAAAUCUCUCUGAAAAUGGAUCUCAACCAGCCUCCUGGAGAGGAUUAUGCCAAUCCAAGGGUGUGCUUAUUUCACGUUCUCUUCAAGGCUACAUCUUUGGCAUUUUACAUACUUUCUGCACUGUUUAUUGAUAAUUUUGUCAUCAUUUUUGUGGUGACUGUUCUUCUUGCUGCUCUUGACUUUUGGGUGGUCAAGAAUGUGAGUGGACGUAUUUUAGUUGGUCUUAGGUGGUGGAAUGAAAUAGAUGAUAUGGGGGAGAGCGUAUGGAAAUUUGAAUCCCUUGAUCAAGAGUCAUUGGCCCGGCUGAACAAGAAGGAUUCAUGGUUGUUCUGGUGGACUCUUUACCUAACGGCUGUUGUCUGGUUAGUGCUUGGAAUUUUCUCACUCAUAAGGCUUCAAGCUGACUACUGCCUCAUUACUGGAGUUUGUUUGACUCUCAGUCUAGCGAACAUCAUUGGCUUCACUAAAUGCCGCAAAGAUGCCAGGAAGCAGAUUCAGCAGUUUGCAUCCCAAACCAUUGCUUCUCAAGUCUCUUCUACUAUUCAGUCAGCAUUCAGUGUUGUGUGAAUCGUACAGGAAAAUGGGCAACGAGUGGAAGAUGUGCAGCGCAAGGUUUUACAGAGUUGAGAAGUGGUGGUGGCUCUGCACAAACUAGCUUAUUCUUUGGACUGGCGUAUGUAGGAAGUUUUGAUAUUUAUGAUUUAAAAUCUCAUAAAUCAAGAUUUUGUUAUGUCCUUAAAUUGUUACCAUUAUUGUUAUUGAACAUUUGAGAAGAAGAGGAUGAUUGCAGAAUGUGUACUAAGGGGAAAAAAGGUCCUUUAGAAAAAUUAAGAGCACUAAAAAUUUUCUUCCCAUUCCUCAGAAAAAAAAUGUAGUAAAAUAUAAUUAAAUAAAGUAUUAAUUGUAAAAUGUAAAAAUACUUUAUGUGAAUAAUGAAAAUAAAUA